AAAAAUCGCCAUUUAUUUGUCACACUAGUUUUUUUCGUGUAUAGUUGUGAUUUUGUGCGUAAAAUUUUAUUUCAUUUUUUAGAAAACAAAUAUAAUAUAGAACAAAAAUCAAAGAAAGAACAAAUUAAAAACAAAAAAACACUAUUGAAUUGUCUAAGCUAAAACAUGGCCGAAUAUUUGGCAUCUAUUUUUGGUACCGAAAAGGACAAGGUUAAUUGUUCAUUUUACUUCAAAAUAGGAGCAUGUCGACAUGGGGACAGAUGCUCGCGCAUCCAUAACAAACCAACAUUCUCUCAAACUGUGGUCCUACAAAAUUUGUACGUAAAUCCACAAAACUCUGCUAAAUCUGCUGAUGGUAGCCAUUUGGUUGCUAAUGUUUCGGACGAAGAAAUGCAAGAGCAUUAUGACAAUUUCUUUGAAGACGUAUUUGUCGAAUGCGAAGACAAAUACGGCGAAAUUGAAGAAUUGAAUGUUUGCGACAAUUUGGGUGACCAUUUAGUCGGCAAUGUAUACAUAAAGUUCCGCAAUGAAGUGGACGCCGAGAAGGCAGCCACUGAUUUAAAUAAUCGCUGGUUUGGUGGCCGACCAGUUUAUUCCGAAUUAUCGCCGGUGACUGAUUUUCGAGAAGCCUGUUGUCGUCAAUAUGAAAUGGGUGAAUGUACGCGAUCGGGUUUUUGUAAUUUUAUGCAUCUCAAACCAAUAUCAAGGGAACUUAGAAGAUAUUUGUAUUCACGUCGCAGAGGACGAGGAUCCCGCUCAAAGUCUAGGUCGCCAAGGAGACGUCGAUCCAGGUCUCGUGAUCGUCGUCGUUCUCGCAGUCGGGAGAAUAACAAUCGAAAUGACGGACGGAAAGGUCGCUACUGAAACUCCAAUUAUGUACUUUUACUUUUAAACAAAUUUAACGGCAUAAAAGCUAUACAACUACAACAAAAAAAACUUACCAUGUAUCCCUUUACCCUUUAUAGACUAACAGAGUUGUGUUUUCUUUUUCCAAUAAAUUCAUGCAAAUCCUUAGAAA
Episyrphus balteatus (marmalade hoverfly) is the source of this 1018-nucleotide messenger RNA. It is a transcript of the gene U2af38, whose product is annotated as splicing factor U2af 38 kDa subunit. Gene Ontology annotation, biological process: mRNA splicing, via spliceosome. NCBI's taxonomy places the organism in Eukaryota, Metazoa, Arthropoda, Insecta, Diptera, Syrphidae. The record is from RefSeq and is a predicted model, not a curated record. Bases 166 to 864 code for a protein of 232 amino acids. Gene Ontology annotation, cellular component: spliceosomal complex; U2AF complex. The transcript has 4 exons. Gene Ontology annotation, molecular function: pre-mRNA 3'-splice site binding; metal ion binding.